Dicentrarchus labrax (European seabass) is the source of this 1402-nucleotide messenger RNA. Its product is annotated as diablo IAP-binding mitochondrial protein. The record is from RefSeq and is a predicted model, not a curated record. Gene Ontology annotation, biological process: intrinsic apoptotic signaling pathway in response to oxidative stress; neuron apoptotic process. Bases 121 to 831 code for a protein of 236 amino acids. The transcript is spliced from 6 exons. NCBI's taxonomy places the organism in Eukaryota, Metazoa, Chordata, Actinopteri, Moronidae. Gene Ontology annotation, cellular component: mitochondrion.
AGGAUGUCCGGUUAAGCCAAUCAGAGGCAGAAUAGGGCCUUUUCCAUCCUACGGAACACAACCUGACAGCAGGGGAACCUUUGCUCCGUGAUGACGAACAUUUUAUUGUAGCGGACCAAGAUGGCCUCGCUGAGGAGCAUAACAAGCUACCUUCGUCUCCUCAGGAGUUCUGCUCGAGUCCUGCUCAGCACCAGAAAACCUGCAGUCUCUAAACCGGGGCAAUGGACAGGUGUUCUGUACAGAAGUAUAGGGUCUUUAACUGUCGGCGGUGGGCUGUGUGCUGUACCUUUCAAACAGGCUGAUACCCUCUCGCACGACUCUCUGAUCAGACGAGCAGCCUCUCUGGUAACAGACAGUUCAAGCACUUUUCUCUCUCAGGCCACCUUGGCUCUCAUAGAUGCCAUAACAGAGUACUCAAAGGCUGUGCACACACUCAUUUCUCUCCAAAGACGGUAUUUGGAAUCACUGGGAAAACUGACUCAAGCAGAAGAGGAUACAAUCUGGCAGGUUAUCAUUGGCCAGCGUGCCGAGGUUAGGGACAGACGAGAGGAAUGCAACCGCUUUGAGUUAACCUGGGUCAACGCAGUCAAGCUGUGUGAAACUGCAGCGGAGGCGGCAUACACCUCAGGAGCUGAACAUGCGUCCGUCACAGUGAGGACGAACAUUCAGGUGGCCCAGUCGCAGGUGCACGAGGCACAGAAACUGUCAGUGGAUGCGGAUAAGAAGAUGGCCGAAGCUAAAGUAAUGGAGGUUGAAAGGAUGACACAAUAUGCAGCCACCUUACAGAAUGACGAGGAAGAAGUGCCAGAGGCUUACUUAAGAGAAGACUGAAAGGGUAUCAGAAAACAAAAGAAAGCAUAAAAAGUUCACUUUCAAAGUAAAUAAUAACUUUUUGUCAUCCCUACAAUGUCUUCUUUCUUCUUGAGUCUGUCCCAAGUUUGACUCUUUGAUUAGGGCUGUAUGAUAUGGUAAUGAUAUCAUAUUGCAAUUAUUUUGACAGAUAUUGCAAUUGCAAUAUGAUUCCAGAUUGUUGUGGGAAUUAAACUUUUGCAUCACAAAUUAAAUUUUCACCCAAAAAAACUAUUAAAAUUAUGAUGGUGUGCAAUUUUGGGGAGUCUCUACCAAACAAACGUGUCUUAAAUCUGGAGGAUAAGAUUCAUAACUACAGUAUUUUCAUUCUAAUGGUUUAAAGAUAUGGGGCGACAGCUCUAUCAGGUGAGCUAUUAGGCAAUUUGUUUUAAUUGUUUUAAAUUAUGUUUAUCAACUGCUUCUGCAGCAUAGAUGAUUGUUUUCUCUCCAAUAUUUAUUGUAUUGUGACCUGACAAGCAUCUGAUUUUUGUGUUUUAUUUUGUCCAAAUUCAUUGUAAUAAAGUCAAACACAGAAUAAAAACAUUCAACUGUU